CCCAUGAUCGCAGACGCAACACGCAUCCUCACACCACUGACCUGGGCUUAGCUGUGUCCUGCAUGUGUGUGCAUGUGUGUGCGUGUGUGAGCGGGAGUGUGAAUGAUCCCCAGAAACCAGCAGCAGGAUGGAGGAUCUCAAGGAGAAUCUGGGAACUUUGGAUUGACGCCCGGGGAUAACGCGCAGACGGCCUGAACCUCAUCGGGCUUCUCGUGGAUUUAUAUAUUUGGAUGUUGUCCGUUUUACCCUUUUACCUUUUACUUCUAGGCAGCGGGAUUUUACGCUUGGCUUACAACCCUUAUCGUCUUUGGCGUGCAAAAUGCCAUUCGCCAAAAGGAUUGUGGAGCCGCAGCUUCUGUGCAGACACCCGAUCCCCAAUGAUGAUGGUCUGCUUUUCGAGGACCUGUGUGCCAUCAGUAAUGUGGUUCUUUCCCGGACCUUGCGACAGCUCUCCGACCUGGCCCGACACGCCUGCUCCUUAUUUCAGGAGCUGGAAAACGACAUCAUUAGCACCAACCAACGGGUCUGGGUCCUUCAGAAUAAAAUAGGCCAGAUACAGCAGACUGCCAGUGCCCUAGACCCCAAAAAGGAGGCUGUGCCGGUGUCAAACCUCGACAUAGAGAGCAAGCUGUCGGUUCACUAUCAGGCUCCAUGGCACCAGCAGCACAAUGUAUUUCAUCCUUGCACCCGACCGCCGUGUCUGGAGGAGCUGCACAGAAACGCUCAGCUCAGUCUCAGAGCUCUGCACCGAGACGAACAACAGCGGCAGCGGUCCACGAGUCGGGAGAGAAACAGGGUGACCAUCUCUAUCUCAGUGGCGCCCCCCAUGCCCACCUUCCCUUCGCCCCACACCAUCCGGCGGCAACAGAGGAGUCGCCUGGCAAGAGCGCAAGAGAGAGCAGAAAGGGAGCGAGACUUAGACUAUCAACCCAGGAAGGAGAGGCCUGUGAAAGAAUCAGAAAUCCAGACCAUACAGAGAAAAGAGAGGCCAAGAGAAGCAGAUGUUCAGACGAUCCAAAGAAAGUUUGAGUGCUUUUACUCACUUCACCCUAUUGAAAGUUGCAUCUUCAUUCCAUGGAAUAGAAAGGCUACCUCUACAGGGGAAGGUGAAGGCGGUGAGGUCUUGGGAAGCAACAGAGCCCAGGCCUCAGCCCCCAGUGCACCUUCAACCCAGGAUAAGCAGACAAACUGGUCAAAGGAAAACGUCCCACCAUCAGAUCACAAGUCAUCUGGCGAUUCUCAUGCUAUCUCUUCCUGUAUCAUCCCGAUCAAUGUCACAGGAGUUGGGUUUGACAGGGAAGCAAGUGCUCGAUGCUCUCUAGUCCAUUCUCAGUCAGUUCUUCAGAGGAGAAGGAAGCUAAGGAGGAGGAAAACCAUAACAGGAAUACCCAAAAGAGUACAGCACGAUAUGGAUUCCGAUGAAUCACCUGUGGCAAGAGAGCGCACAGUGAUUAUCCAUGCCAAUCCACAUCAACUCUCGCUCUGUCAGGAAGAACUCUCAGUCAGUGGUCGCCUCCAUCACACUCGUGACUCUGGCUGCCAGACAGAUGAUUUUCUUAUAGCAUGUACAGCUGCUCCCUCCAGAAGGCGUAUUAGAGCUCAGCGAGGCCAUCAGGGAAUUCCUGCCUCUUUGUCCCAUUCAACAGGAAAUAUUUCUUCUCUUGGUGACCAAUCAGACUCAACAUACACCACAGCCACAUCCCAUGGUGGGCGAUUGCGCUCCCGUAGCCUUCCACGAGAGGGUGGACGUCUGAUGGAUAGUGAUGAGGAUGACGAUGACAAUUAUGACGAUGAUGAUGAGGAUGAAGAAUUGUCACCUUACGAAGCAGAGGACUUUAUUCCAGCUGGCCCCAGUCCAAGAAUGAAGAUGAUGAUGAUGAAGGAUGAAGAGGAGAGCACAGAUGACCAAGCAGCUCCAGAGCCGCUACAGCUUGGAAGCCUAAAAAGGCUGCAGCGAACUGGGGAGAGAGACAGAGGAGGUGGAGGAGGUGGAAGCCCAGAGCAUAGCUGGAUGGAGAGGGGUCGUUCACGGUUACCACGCAAGGCUGACAUGGGCAGCUGCGAGAUCUCGUCAAGCUCAGAUACGUUUAGUAGCCCUAUUCAUUCAGUGUCUACAACAGGAGUCUUAGGCAGCCAUGUGGAUCACAAAGAAGACCACCAGUCAUCCAGCGGGAACUGGAGUGGUUCUAGUUCUACCUGCCCCUCACAAACAUCUGAAACCAUCCCGCCACCCUCUUCUCCACCCUUGACAGGCUCAUCCCACUGUGAUUCAGAGCUGUCACUCAACACCGUGCCCAAUGCUAUUGAUGAGGGAUUCUCCCUCGAUCCCUCAUAUCACUCUGACCUCAGACCCCAAGGCCAGGGUCACAGAUCAAGCUCAUUCACAUCCUCAGCCACAGACCAGCUGGAUGAUGCAGGGGUCAGUACAGCCAGUGAAGGAGAGUGGACAUACCCUCCAGACCAAGAUCAGACUGACCAAGAUCAAGACCCUGACCAGACCCAAAACCUGAGCCAGAGCCAUGGGGUAACCCAAGAGUACAGCUCUAAACAUAGCCUUGAAGACCAAGCUGGCUUCAGUGACAAAACGAGCAACACUGAAACAGAGCCUGGCUCUCAUUACCCAUCUGAUACAGAAGGUUUCUAUUCCUCCUCUGUGCAUAUCAGAGAGUGUAAUCAGAGUUAUAGAGGAUACAUGUAUAACUAUGCAGACCAAGGGCCUGACUGUGGUCAGUCCAACACUGUGGCAGCACCACUAUCACAUGGAGUUUACCCUGAGCCCUCAGCUGACUUCAGAGCAGGCACUCUAACCCUGGGGAGGACAUCUCGUUCAUUAAGGAAACCGAAAGUCAAACCUCCACCACCCAAACGAACCUCCUCACUAAAGGAACCCAGUGGUAGUGUUGAUGUCGGAACGGACACACAGGCAGAUCAGGAUCAACCAAAGAUGGUUAUUGAGCAGGAGCUUACUUUGUCUUCCACAGAUAUGAAGCUGGAACUGGACCUAGAGCUUGGAGUUGCUCCAGAACCAUUACAGACAUCCUGUUUAGUGGCAGAGCCUUUGGGAACAUGGGGAAUGGGACUGGGGGAAACCGUGGACAUAGUAGAGCCCAUGUCUUUCAGCUCUGCAGAUACACACUCAUUUAAAGAUGAAGGUGCUGUGCAAUCUGACUAUGCAGACCUUUGGCUUCAUAACAGUGAACUGAAGUCCAACAAUGGUGAGUACACAUCCAUGUCCAACUCAAGCACCGCCACAGGCACUACUGUCAUGGAGUGUAUCAAGUCACCAGACAGCUCUUCCUCUUCCACAGAAACCCAAACCCAGGCCCCUACCCAGGCUUCAGACACCGUGGCAACUAGUUCACCACUCCCACCUGAAGACUUCAAACUAGGGUCUCCUGAGAAACUGGCUGGUCUGGCUUCACCAUCAAGUGGUUAUUCCAGCCAAUCAGAAACACCUACAUCAACCCUGCCCACAUCUUCGGCAGCAUUUUUCCCAGGACCAUUGUCUCCUUCAACUGGCAAGAGGAAGCCCAAAGUGCCAGAGAGGAAGUCUUCUCUCGCUUCCCUGCAGCAUUUCCCCAGAGAUGGAGCUUCCAUUUCCUCUUGCUAUAAGAGAGACCCAGACUUUCCACCUCCACCUUCUCAGCUGGAUCUCAGUAUCCUUCAUGGUGGCUAUGUCAGACACACGUUAUCCCACCGGACUUACCACAUGCACACAUUGCACCAUAGCAAACACAGAGCUGCAAAUGUUUUAGCCACUGGCACAAAGUUGUUGGCUCCUGAAGCAUCAAAUACCAACCCACCACCAAGUUCAAACUCUACAUUAACAAUUCCUAGUUCAAAUCUGUCAGCGAUAACACCGUCUGCUCUUCGAUCAGUGCAGCUUCAUUCUGUUAGCCAAUCUGCAGAUCCACAAAUUACUUACACUACAGACCAGGAAACACCAAGUGUAACAGAAACUGCUACAAGACCCAAAUGUCCUCCUAGUGCUUCUACUCUGGCUCCGCCACCUCCUAACACUAGGCCUCUCCCUCCUCGCAGACCUCCUCCUAGACCACCAGGUCACGAGCACACCUCCUCCCCUGAGCAUGCACAACCAACACCUCCUGGCCGUCAUCCUGAUGGGCCUCCAUCUUAUGAAAGCCUGCUACUUAGACAGGACCGCUAUGGACCUGGAACUUUCUGGGCUAUGACUGCCUUCCGAACCCGAAUGGACCCAUCAUCAGACCUCUCUGAGGACAGCUCACCUGUGCAUCGACCUGUCCCACGUGCUCCCCAUCCAUCUCCUGUGGAUCUACACACACAUAUCCAUUCUCAUAGAGAGUUCAGAGGGCUCACCCACUCAUCUCGUGCACAUCCUGAGUUUAGGGUUUUAGGAGAACGCUCCUUCUCCCAGGAUGAUGAUGAUGAUGAAGAUGAAGAGGAGGAAGAGGAAGAGCACGUGAAAGAACCCCCUAGACCUGUAUGUCCCAGAGGAGGUAUGCGAUCAGAUCAUCCUCCACCCCCAGCAUAUGAGUUUGCUGGGGGAUCCCACUCAGACUCAGGGCCCUGGGCUAGUCCAAUCAAAGUGCCUGGUACCACAAUGGAGACAUUGCAUUCUUACCUAAUCAGUGACCCAAGAAAUAGAGGACACGAAGAACAGGAAGAAGAGGAGGAAGUGACAUCAGGUGCUACCAGAAGUGCCCAGCAACAACAGCCACAGGAAAGCAAAGAUGACUCCACGACUCCUGACACUGAGGAUUACUUCAGUAAAGGGAUGUUGUGUGCUACAGAUUCCACACCCAGUGAUAAUUCGCUCUCCCCUCUGAUGGAUGACACCAAAGUGGAUGAUGACAUCAUUCUCACGUCACCCAAUAAGACCCGGACAACUGAGGACCUGUUUGCCAUGAUACACAGAUCCAAGAGAAAGGUCCUGGGUCGUAAAGAUUCUGGCGACUUAAAUGCUAAGUCUCGUCUCUGCCCUCCAGUACCAGUGACCCCCAGCAACGUGUCCACCGUCAUUAUCCCUCCAGCACCUCCUCUCAACAUUCCAGCUACCUUAGCCACUGCUGUUGGGUCACAACGAGCCCCUGUACCAAUCUAUCGCAGCGCCAAGAAAUCAAGUACGUCGAACGAGGAAUUUAAACUCUUGUUGUUAAAAAAGGGAAGCAGAACUGAUUCCAGCUAUCGCAUGUCAGCUACAGAGAUUCUGAAAAGCCCUAUUACCCCUAAAACACCAGGGGAGUCUGUCCAGGAAGGGCCCAUUAGACAGGGAGAGGAGCCACCCUCUACGCUCCAGGAGAGCCCCAUUUCUGGCCUCGACCCAAUCCAGAUACCAGGUCUUUUUCCCAGAGCCAACUCUGAGAGUUUUGCAUCGAAAACCCUGCCUAUGUCAGCUGCAUCUCGACAAGGACGUUCUCGGAUACCCCCUGUAGCCAACAGUAGUCGCUACAGUACACGCAGUCGCCUCUACACAGCCCCCAUGCAAGCCAUUUCUGAAGGGGAGACCGAGAACUCAGAUGGGAGCCCCCAUGAUGACAGAUCAUCCUAAAGCCACCCGAUGCGUGAUGUCCUCUAUUCUUAGCUGUGCCCUGCAUUUCAAACGGUCCCUUCUACUUUUCUUGGAUGGCUGUGUCAUCAAGGCCAAUGGUGUAAUUCUUAUGACACACAAAAUCUGACUGUUGCAGAAAUAAAUCCGGUUGUGGAUAUUUUAUUCUAUACAAAGGUGUCAAACUGUUGUGAGGAUUUGAACCAUAAAGGUUAUGAAAAACUAUGAAAAAAUAGUGUAUUAAAUAAAUAAUUCCCUCAUCGAAAAAAAAAUGCAAGACUUAUUUUGAUUGAA
Molecule: messenger RNA, 5821 nt
Organism: Maylandia zebra (zebra mbuna)
Lineage: Eukaryota; Metazoa; Chordata; Actinopteri; Cichliformes; Cichlidae
Gene: nhsb
Product: Nance-Horan syndrome b (congenital cataracts and dental anomalies)
Biological process (GO): cell differentiation; lens development in camera-type eye
Source: RefSeq, a predicted model, not a curated record